Molecule: messenger RNA, 1125 nt
Organism: Piliocolobus tephrosceles (Ugandan red Colobus)
Lineage: Eukaryota; Metazoa; Chordata; Mammalia; Primates; Cercopithecidae
Product: Fc receptor-like protein 6
Exons: 6
Biological process (GO): cell surface receptor signaling pathway; immune response
Cellular component (GO): external side of plasma membrane
Molecular function (GO): transmembrane signaling receptor activity
Source: RefSeq, a predicted model, not a curated record
AUGAAGCACAGAGAUGCCUGCAGCAGCACAGUCUGCUCUAAGGCAGUCAUGGAAGAAUGGAAAGCAGAUGGGAAAGAGGACCUAGCCUUGUUUGCCAGCACCCCCUGGUCCGGGAAGGCUGUUUCCCUUCUGGCUUGUCCGGACCUGGAGCUGUCACUGGAGCAUGAAGGACUGGAGACAGUGACACUGCACUGGUGCCAUCCAAGGGCCUCCAUCCCCAGCAGAGGCCUUAGACUGGGGGCCGCCCUGUCCCUUUGUCUUGCAACCUGGCUAUACCUCCAAGCCUGGCCAAACCUUGUGUUUGAAGGAGAUGCCCUGACUCUGUGAUGUCAGGGAUGGAAGAAUACACCACUGUCUCAGGUGAAGUUCUACAGAGAUGGAAAAUUCCUUCAUUUCUCUAAGGAAAACCAGACUCUGUCCAUGGGAGCAGCAACAGUGCAGAGCAGUGGCCAGUACAGCUGCACUGGGCAGGUGAUGUAUAUUCCACAGAUAUUCACACUAACUUCAGAAACUGCCAUGGUUCAAGUCCAAGAGCUGUUCCCACCUCCUGUGCUGAGUGCCACCCCCUCUCCUGAGCCCCGAGAGGGUAGCCUGGUGACCCUGAGAUGUCAGACAAAGCUGCAUCCCCUGAGGUCAGCCUCAAGGCUCCUCUUCUCUUUCCACAAGGAUGGCCAUACCUUGCAGAACAGGGGCCCUCACCUAGAACUCUGCAUCCCAGGAGUCAAAGAGGGAUACUCUGGACUUUACUGGUGUGAGAUGGCCCCCGAGGGUGGCCAGGUCCAGAAGCAGAGCCCCCAGCUGGAGGUCAGAGUGCAGGCUCCUGUGUCCCGUCCUGCGCUCACUCUGUACCACGGGUCUGCUGACCCUGCUGUGGGAGACGUGGUGCAGCUCCUCUGUGAGGCCCAGAGGGGCUCCCCUCCAAUCCUGUACUUGUUCUACCUCAAUGGAGAGAUCUUGGGGAUCUCUCCUGGGAAUCACUUGGCUCCCCAUGGAGCUGUUUCCCCCUUGUUUCCAGUGAAGUCAGAGCAGGAUGCUGGGAUCCCGUCCUGCAAGGCUGAGAACAGCAUCUCCAGAGAGAAGAGUGAGCCCAAAAGGUCUCCCUUGUUGAUGCAUCUUGUCUUCUAA